CACUUUUUUUUCACUUUUCAACAUUUAUCAUUCUUCAUCUUUCUAACUCAUCACCUUUAUAUUAACAGAACACACUUUAUUCUAUAAAAAAAAAAGGAAACAGUUCUGUGUUAUCUAUACAAAACUUUCUCUUCUUCAUCCAAUGUCUGUUUACAAUCAUCGACCUAUGGUACCGCCAACUUCUAAUAGACUCGUCGAGUUAUUAGAUACAGUGAAAAAUGAAUAUGAUCAGCUUGCUCAAGAGGUUUUAACUUUUAAAAACCAACGUGAUGAAUAUGAACAUAAAGUGAAUAGCCAAAAUCAAGAAAUGAGUUUAUUUAAACAAAAUUUGGUUGAUCUGGAACGAACACAACAUAUCAUCAAAAAACAGUACGAAGAAGAAAUUGCUCGUCUUCGCCAACAACUGGAACAGAUCAAUGGUCACGGGUCUGUACCUUCUUCUCAACCUCCUACAGCAACACCUACAGCCAACUCAGCGUCAAAUUAUGGAUCUGGUUAUGCUCCUCCACCUGGUUUACCUCCUCCAAUGAUGGAUACCAAACCAUCUAUUCAUCCUAAUUAUGGCCAUUCUUCUUCGCCUUAUAUGAAUGGAGGAUCUCCUUUACCAACAAACACACCUCCACCUUCACAACAACAACAACAACAGCAGCAACAACAACAGCAACAACAACAGCAACAGCAACAACAGCAAAUGACACGACCUACAAGUGUAAAACCAUCACCAACGACAACAACUCCCGGUGGAUUGAGUGAUAUGGAUCCUGAUAGUUUCCCUGCCAAUAUGAAAGUGGAAGGUCCAGAUUGGUUUGCUUUGUUUAAUCCCAAGGCUCAACGCUAUUUGAAAGUGGAUUUGGUACAUACUUUCGAUCAUGGUAGUGUUGUCUGCUGUGUCAAAUUCAGCUCGGAUGGAAGAUAUCUUGCUGCUGGAUGUAACCAAGCUACCUAUAUUUACGAUACUCAAACAUCUGCUCGUAUCGCUGUUCUUCAAGAUGAAACUGCAGGAAGAGAUGGUGAUUUGUAUAUUCGAUCCGUCAGUUUUAGUCCCGAUGGCAAAUAUUUGGCUACUGGUGCGGAAGACAAACAAAUCAGGAUCUGGGAUAUUACUAAGAAACGUAUUCGACAUGUAUUGAAAGGACAUGAACAAGACAUUUAUUCUUUGGAAUUCAGUCGAGAUGGUAGAAUCCUUGUAUCAGGUUCAGGUGAUCGUACAGCUCGGAUAUGGGAUUGGAAUGAAGGAUACUGUAUACAUGUACUUCAUAUCAAAGAUCCUGAUCAGAAAGACCCUGGUGUAACAAGUGUGGCUAUUUCCCCUGAUGGUGGUUUGGUGGCAGCUGGUAGUUUGGAUAAGGUGGUACGCGUAUGGGAUGCUCAUACUGGUAAACCUUUGGAACGUUUGGAAGGCCACAAGGAUAGUGUCUACUCUGUGGCUUUCAUGCCUGAUGGUAAAACUUUGGUCAGUGGUAGUUUGGACAAGACUCUACGUUUGUGGUCAUUAGGUGUCAGUCCACAUGGUGGUAAGACUGCAAGUAAACAAGUUUUCACUGGUCACAAGGACUUUGUAUUAUCUGUGGCCACUACUCCUGAUGGAAAAUGGAUUGUCUCUGGUUCUAAAGAUCGUGGUGUUCAAUUUUGGGAUCCUCGCACUGGACAAACUGAAUUCAUGUUACAAGGACACAAAAAUUCUGUGAUCUCUGUGGCAACAAGUCCUGGAAGAAAACCCCUCUUUGCUACUGGAUCAGGUGACAACCGUGCUAGGAUUUGGAGUUAUGAACCGUUAUAAGCCAAUAUUGGACCCUCUUUUACGAUAGUGUCUGUCUUUUUUUAUUUUACUUUUUCAUCAAAUAUCUCAUAGUAUCUUUAUUUUUUUUUUCCCCUUUUCAUCCAUGUCUUAUUUUAGUCCUGUAUUCCUCAAUCUUUCUACCACUCUCUCCACUUCUCCAUUUUUCUCUCUCUCUUUCUUUUUUUUUUUUUCUUGAUUUCUUUUUCUUUUUUUCUUGUUUGAAUAAAUGAAUAAAAACUUGUGCAACCAA
Messenger RNA from Halteromyces radiatus, 2030 nucleotides. RefSeq names its product WD40-repeat-containing domain protein. Gene Ontology annotation, molecular function: protein binding. Bases 143 to 1780 code for a protein of 545 amino acids. The record is from RefSeq and is a predicted model, not a curated record. NCBI's taxonomy places the organism in Eukaryota, Fungi, Mucoromycota, Mucoromycetes, Mucorales, Cunninghamellaceae. The transcript is spliced from 11 exons.